AUGCCGCCCGUCAUCAACCCCAAGACCAACACCCUCGCGGAGGCCGUUAAGGCCGCUUUGACUAAGAAGUCUGGAGAUUCGAAGGAUGGUCAGAAGCGCAGGGAACCAUGGCGUGACAUGGAGAGGUACAAGUCUACCGAGGACAACGUCCAGGUCAGCAAGGUCUGCGACAUGCGCCUCUUUGGCAACCAUGUCAACGCUCACUCUUGA
Dichotomopilus funicola is the source of this 210-nucleotide messenger RNA. RefSeq lists its product as uncharacterized. The record is from RefSeq and is a predicted model, not a curated record. The coding region runs from base 1 to 210 and encodes 69 amino acids. NCBI's taxonomy places the organism in Eukaryota, Fungi, Ascomycota, Sordariomycetes, Sordariales, Chaetomiaceae. The transcript has a single exon.